Lutra lutra (Eurasian river otter) is the source of this 3046-nucleotide messenger RNA. It is a transcript of the gene SPAM1, whose product is annotated as sperm adhesion molecule 1. NCBI's taxonomy places the organism in Eukaryota, Metazoa, Chordata, Mammalia, Carnivora, Mustelidae. The coding region runs from base 429 to 1934 and encodes 501 amino acids. Gene Ontology annotation, molecular function: hyalurononglucosaminidase activity. Gene Ontology annotation, biological process: fusion of sperm to egg plasma membrane involved in single fertilization; carbohydrate metabolic process; hyaluronan catabolic process. Gene Ontology annotation, cellular component: acrosomal vesicle. The record is from RefSeq and is a predicted model, not a curated record. The transcript is spliced from 4 exons.
UUGAGCCAUCUCCCAGUAGGUGAGUCUUAGGGACACUCCCAUCCUGUCAUAAAUAAGCCAGAUCCUUAGUUGCUCGUCACUCUGAGUUCCUGUUUCCCUUGUCUCAGGUGAGAAUCACAGGUUCCUUCUGCUCUCCUCCGUUCUUGGUGAAGACACAAAUACAACUGCCGGUUCUUCUCAUUGACAAGGGUAAAUGUGCUAAGGUUUUUAAUGGAAUAGCAUAGGGGGGCAGAGAUGAAGCAACUUGUAAAACAUUCUUGAAAUAUGAAGCAAGAAGAAUAACAUUUAAAUGUCAUGUGAUCAUUAUACCUCUUUAUUCAUCAAAGUGGCUUCAUUCCACUACCUCUCUUCUGUGCUCAGAUCUUGCAUGAAAUAUCGGACAAGCUGAAGUGUUUGGGAGGAAAUUUUCAUAGUCAUUCGUCUUUGCAAUGGGUGUGCUCAGGUUCCAGUGUAUCUUCUUUAGGAGUUCUGUGGGAUCCAGUGGACUCAUGCAAGCCGCGCUCACCCUCCUUCUGAUUAUAUGUUGCUCGACUCAGGAGUACAGAGCACCUCCUUUUAUUCCAAACGUAUCUUUCCUCUGGGCCUGGAAUGUCCCAAGUGAAGAGUGUGCUACACAUUUUAACGUGCAUCUAGAUCUGAGCCUUUUCUCUCUAGUAGGAAGCCCUCGAAAAACUGCCAGGGGACAAAAUAUUACAAUAUUUUAUAAUAGCAGACUUGGCUACUAUCCUUACAUAGAUGACAAGACUGGCAAAGGUAUGAAUGGAGAAAUCCCCCAGACUGGAAACAUGAUAAAGCACUUGGCGAAAGUCAGGGAAGAUAUUGACCAUUACAUAGACGUAGACACGACGGGCCUGGGUGUCAUUGACUGGGAAAACUGGAGGCCUAUCUGGAUGAGAAACUGGAAACCUAAAGAUAUUUACAAGAACCUUUCUAUUGAGUUGGUUCACCAACAACAUGCAGAACUUAAUGACACAGAGGCCAACAAGAGAGCCAAAGCAGAUUUUGAAAGCGCAGGAAGGUGUUUCAUGGAAACGACCUUAAAACUGGUAAAAGAACUUCGGCCAAAUUAUUUAUGGGGUUAUUAUCUUUUUCCUGAUUGUUACAAUGGUUUUAAAGAAACCAAUUACAAUGGAAGUUGCCCUGAUAUAGAAAAGAAGAGAAACGAUAGACUCGACUGGUUAUGGAAGGAAAGCACAGCCCUUUUCCCAUCCAUUUAUUUGAUUGGCAAAUUCCAAUCUUCUCCAAAAGCAGCUCUCUAUGUCCGCAAUCGUGUUUUGGAAGCCAUUCGGAUUUCUGCAGUACACAGUGUUAAACAUCCACUUCCAAUUUUUGUAUAUACCCGUCCAGUUUUUGCUGACAUAGCUUUGAAAUAUUUUGCUGAGGAGGACCUUGUGAACACAAUUGGUGAAACAGUUUCUCUAGGUGUUUCUGGAAUGGUAAUAUGGGGAAGCCUCAAUAUAAGCCGAAAUGUGCAAUCUUGCACAGAGCUAGACAAUUACAUGAAGAAUAAACUGAAUCCUUACAUAAUCAAUGUCACCCUAGCAGCCAAAAUGUGUAAUCAAGCGCUCUGCCAAGACCAAGGAGUGUGUAUAAGGAAACACUGGGAUUCAAAUGACUAUCUUCACCUAAACCCAGAGAGUUUUGUUAUUCAACUUGAGAGAAAUGGAAAAUACACAGUACAAGGGGAGCCCACACUUGAAGACCUACAACAAUUUUCCCAAAAGUUUUAUUGCGCUUGUUAUGCCAAUGUCCAUUGUAUGGAGAGAGUUGAUAUGUCUGAAGUCCAUACUAUUAAAGUAUGUGUGCCUGGAGAUGUUUGUAUAGACACCUUUCUAAACUCAGGACCCGGUGGUCAUCCUUCUAGCCGGAAGGAGAAAUCUGCCACUUCCAGCAAUAUCUUAUCUGCCAUGCCACCAGCCACAGGGUCUCCAUGAUCCUGCUAAAGAUCUUAGUAGGUGCCUCAAAGCCAGAUAGCAGAAGAUGACUGCAAAAAUCCUCAAGUAGGCUCUCAAAGUGUACAUAUUCGAAAUAAGAAACAAUAAAACAACCCAUUCAAGUACAAGUUCAGUGUUUAUUAAAUUUUCUGCCUACAUACAUUAUUUUAAUAUCUUUUACACCUCUAUAUACGACAGUUUAGCUAGCUUAGAUUUUUCUAGGCAAAUGACAGUACCUAUAUACUCAAAGAUUUAUAUUUGAAAAGUUAAUCAAAACUUAUGGGCAAGAUAGUAUUUUUAUUUUUUGAGCAAAGAUUGCUUUUUCACAAUCAAAUUGAACCUGAGAUCAUUAUUAAUUGAUGAACAAAGGAUAUUGGCUAGCACUUUCAAUUUUCAAAAUUGUGGUCAGGGCAGUGUUACUGUAGUAGUAUCCACUGAUACUACAUUUUGCUUUUGAAAAUCAGAGUAGAAUGUUAAUUAUUAAUAUUUCAUAGAAUUUGUUUUGUAAGAGGAUAUCCAACUUUGUAUUUUCUAAUUGCCAUGAGCCUACAGCAAAUAUCUCACAUACCAUGAUGUGUAUAUACAAGAACUAACAGAUAUCUAGUAUAUUCUUGGUUCAAUCUAUCAAAGACUGAUUGUAAGGUCUAUACACUUAGAGGCCUAGUGUUCUUCUGAUAAAAGUAAAGAUUUAGGGGCGCCUAGGUGGCUCAGCAGGUUAAGCCUCUGCCUUCGGCUCAGGUCAUGAUCUCAGGGUCCUGGGAUUGAGCACCGCAUUGGGCUCUCUGCUCAAUGGGGAGCCUGCUUCUCCCUCUCCCUCUGCCUGCCUCUCUGCCUACUUGUGAUCUCUCUCUCUCUGUCAAAUAAAUAAAUAAAAUAUAUAUUUUUUUAAAUUAAAGAUUUAAAUAAUGCUAAUUUACUGCAAAUGAAUGUCUUUCCAAGUAGUUUGUAAUUUGCAAUAAAAAUGUUAAGAAAUUAUUAUGGUAAUAAACCUUAUCUUUUAAAAUGUAAUAUCCCAAGUGUACCCUGUCUGCCUUGAGCAUAGAACUAUGGAUUUUAGGUAUUUCAUCUUGAUAAUUUCUUCAAGUUAUGUUAUAAAAAGGUAAUAUUUAAAA